Molecule: messenger RNA, 4686 nt
Organism: Asterias rubens (European starfish)
Lineage: Eukaryota; Metazoa; Echinodermata; Asteroidea; Forcipulatida; Asteriidae
Product: nuclear pore complex protein Nup155-like
Exons: 35
Coding region: 58-4224 (1388 amino acids)
Biological process (GO): protein import into nucleus; RNA export from nucleus; transcription-dependent tethering of RNA polymerase II gene DNA at nuclear periphery
Cellular component (GO): nuclear pore; nuclear pore inner ring
Molecular function (GO): structural constituent of nuclear pore
Source: RefSeq, a predicted model, not a curated record
CUAACUGCAUGGUACGGAUCACAUGGACUCCGUUGUUGUUGCCUACUUGCGGAUAGUAUGAUGGCUCAAACAUCCUUUAGUGUUGGUCCAGCAUUGACCACUGCACGUAAUAAUCUACAGACUGCUGGUCAACAUGUAGAUUCCUUCAUCAAUCAGGAUAAAACCUACAAUGAAUUAGCUCAGCUUCUCAAUGUCACUUCAUCAGCUCAUGCUACUGUAAGUGGGAUUAGUGAUGUGGAUUAUCCAUCAUUAUCAUCAUCUUCUGUUGGAUUAGCGGACUUGCCACAACUCAGUCCAGCAAAGCAAGUACCUCUACCUCCAGAACUUGUGGAACAGUUUGGACACAUGCAAUGUAACUGCAUGAUGGGAGUGUUUCCAGAGAUAAGCCGAGCUUGGCUGUCAGUGGACAGCGACAUUUUUGUCUGGAACUAUGAAGAUGGAGGUGACUUGGCUUAUUUUGAUGGUUUAAGUGAAACCAUACUUUGUGCUGGGUUGGUGCGACCUAAACCCAAUAUCUUCCAAAGUCAUAUUCGCUUCUUACUGUGUUUGGUGACCCCUGUGGAGAUAGUACUUCUUGGAGUCAGCUUUGGUCAAGCACAUGAUGAUGUAACUGGAAAUGACUACAGUCGCUGUGAGAUGCAUUUGUUACCAGACCCAUUGUUUUCUAUACCAUCUGACAGUACGUACAUGCUGAGUAUCAAAUCAACACCCAAUGGACGAAUCUUCUUAGCUGGCAAGGAUGGCUGCUUGUAUGAGAUUGUGUACCAGGCCCAGGAUGGAUGGUUCAGUCGCAAGUGUCGUAAAGUCAACCAUUCUAGUAGCUCUCUCUCGUUUCUAGUGCCUUCAUUUCUUAAUUUCUCAGAAGAUGAUCCCAUAGCCGAGAUAACUAUAGAUGAAACUAGACACAUUCUGUACACGCGGUCAGAGAGAGGUACAAUACAGGUGUAUGACAUGGGAUCCGAUGGGUGUAGUAUGAGUCGAGUCACUGCAGUCUCUCACUACUCAAUGAUGAAACAAGCUAUCUUCUAUGCAAGGAACAUUGAUCGAUCUAACUUCAAGCAGGUUGUUCACAUUGCUGCUAUACCUUGUACAGAGUCAAGCAGAUUACAUCUUGUGGCAGUCACACAAACGGGUGUGCGGUUGUAUUUUACAACUAUUCCUUUCCAAGGAGGUUCAAUUGGUGGAGUACAUGUAGGAUCUCGAGAUAGGCCAAUUAAUCUAUGCCUGGUUCAUAUUAGACUACCUCCUGGAUUCACUGCUAAUGCUUCUCAGUAUCGACCAACCAAUGUACAUGCUGCUGUCUACAGUCAAGGUACAAUGCUGUUAUGUUGCUCACAAACAGAAGAGUCAGAUCACUUAUGGUGUCUCAAUCCAGAUUCAUUCCCAUUCCAACGCUCACUCAUGGAAACUCAGGUGACUCAUUCGAUUGGGAGUAGGACGUGGGUUUUAGCUGAGGUUCCAUCUAUCCCACUCCUGACACCAAGGAUUGAUGUAGAGAGACCCAGACAAGCAGAACCACCUAGUGUAGUAACUCAACACACUGUUACAUCACCUUCAUAUGUGCUGCUUAGUUCAAAGGGAAGCUACCUGGUGAAUAAACUGCGUCCAGUGGAUCAGCUGCGUCAGCUCAUGCUCAACAAUAUGGGACCAGAUAACCCUGUGGUUGAAAGCUUCUUUAAACUGCACAAGGAGGAUCAAGCUUGUGCAACCUGUCUCAUCUUAGCAUGUUCAAGGGCAUCAAGUGAUGUUCAAGUUACUGCUUGGGCAACGCAAGCAUUCUUUCAAUAUGGUGGAGCAGCUUCGAUGAAACUGUAUGGAAGUCACAUCCCAAAUACCCCAACUAACCUCUUUGGGGGUACAUCACCUGUUACCGGGCAGAGACCUGAUGUUCAGUUUGCAUCUAUUCCUUCUGUAUCAGGUUUGCAGCCCACUGUAGCCUCUACUCCCUUACCAAAUACUGGUGGAGUCCAGGCUAGGCAGCAACAAGGUCAAACACAGAGCUCCAAUGAUGUGGAGUUCUCAGGAAAGUUCAAGGGACUUUGUCUGUAUUUUGGCAGAAUAACAAGACCACUUUGGGAUUCACUUGUUGCAGUUCAGGCUCCAUCUGUUGGAUAUGGAUCUCAACAAGCUUUGCUGAUGACUAACUUUGAUGAUAAUGAGUUACGAUGGGUCCUGGAUGAAUUGCAAGCAUUGAAUGACUUCUUAGAUAAGAACUCACAGUAUACAGCAGUAGCUGAAAGUGUCAUAUCUACUGGGAUGCUAAGUUUUGUGCGACCUGAUUCUGUGAUAGGAGGACCAAUGGGACAGCUACAAAGAGAACACAACCAAAUGCAACAAGGUGAUGCUGAGAAUGUGGAGAAGAAAGCUUUGCAGAGUUUGCAUCAGUUAAUCAAGAAAAGCUGUGAAGUAUUGGCUCUACUUAAACUACUGUGUUAUCAUCAGUUCCAUUCUCUAGCUGCAGCAUUACCACAGGAUGUUCAGAAUAAGUUGAAGCAGAUGACGUUGAGAGAUCUGGUCAUAAAUGGCAAGGAGGUUUGUGACAUGUUGAUAACAUCACUGAUCAAUCACUACAUUGGAGACAAUGCUACCACUGAUGCAAUAAGUAGCAAUCUACGCGAAAUCUGCCCAUCUAUAUACAGUCAAGAUGAUGCUGUGUGCUCCAAGGCAAAUGAGUUAGUUAAAGGAGCUCAGCAAGCAGAGACACGUUCUAACAGAAAUGCAAUGUUACAGGAAUCAUUGAAGUUAUUUAAGACGAUUAGUCCCAAGUUGAUUCUCUCAGCAGUAUGCAGUGAAUAUCAUCAAGUGCGGUUUUAUGACGGAGUUGUUGAUUUAAGUCUGUCAGCCGCUGAGAAGAGAGAUCCCCAGAACUUAGCUUUGCAUCAUUAUAAGAAUGGUAAACCAUUAGAGGAUGUUCAAGGCUUUCAAGCAUUCACUGCACGGUAUGAAUGUUAUAAGUGUAUAACCGAUAUUCUUGAUGAGUUAUUACUAUUGAGUCAGACCCAUCCUACAUCUCCUGCUGUACCAACACACCCAGGGCCUCCAGCUCAGACUGAUCCUAAUAGACUAUCCAGUCUAGAGUCUAAAACAUAUAUGGAUGAGAUGGUGAAGAAAGCCUUAGCUUCAGAUGAUGAGUUGUUCCAUGUGGCUCUUUAUGAUUGGUUAAUGGAGAAGGGUCUAAAGGAUCGUCUUCUUGAGAUUCAAUCUGUGUAUGUGGAAGAGUAUAUGAAGCGUGCCGCCAUGUACUCAUCUGAUAAUCUACAAAUGAUGGAUCUCUUGUGGAAGUAUCAUGAGAAGUCAGGGAACUAUCCAGCUGCUGCUAGGAUUCUACUCAAACUAGCGGAAAGACAUAGCAUUGAUGUGAUAUUACAUCAGCGUAUUGAGUACCUAUCCCGUGCUGUGAUGUGUGCUAAGAGUAGUAAUCUAAGAACUAGUGUAAGCAGUGAAGGAGAAUUCCUACAAGAACUAGAGGAGAAAUUGGAGGUGGCCAAUCUUCAGCUACAGGUCUAUGAGUCUAUUGCAAGAUUCAGUACAGCUGAUCCUAGAUAUCAAGAAGCAUUGUCUAAACUUAAUGUGGAAUUACAAGAUGUUUCUAAGCUGUAUGGAGACUUUGCUGAUAUUUUCCAUCUUUAUGAAUGUCAACUUGCUAUUGUUCACUGUGCUGGACAUUAUGAACAACAACUGGUUCAAUCUCUGUGGCAACAAAUCAUUGACAAAGAUCUUAAUGACAGUAUUGGUAAACCACAUGAGAGCAGGAUUGGUAUCUUAACCAAUAAACUGCAAUCAUUGGGCCGUAAAUACUUCACAUCAGAACGAUACUUCCCAACAGGCUUUUUGGUUCUCUAUUUGGAGAAGAAGAGUUGUGAAUUGAACUGGGGGACUGUGUGGGUGUUUAGAUGCUUUCUGAGUAUUGGUACUCCAAUGUCUAAGCUACACACUAUAUACGAUGGGCACUUCAAAGCAAAGGAUCCUUUCUGGCAAACGUGUAGACAACCAUUGCAUCUACUCAAUGUCAUAUGUGCAUUACUCGAUACAUUUGCUGAUUCUCCUAACGUUGUACCUGUUCAUGAACGGCGACAGUUUAUUAACGUGUCUCUUGAUGCUAUUGCAAACUACAAGGUGGAGCUGGAAGCUACAACAGGAAGACCACAAACUGUACAAUCUAUAUUGAGUCGCUUCAAGCAAUUACAAGCUAAGCUAGAUCGCUUACAGAUUGCCCAAUCCUAACUAACUGCUUAUUAAUAGAGUCCACUUAAUUGUUGUACUCAUCUAGAGUGGAUUAAAUUAUGCGCACUCGACGAUAUUGCCAAGGAUAUUUAUGUGUUCAUUAAACCACUGGUGUGAAGUAUGUCAUAUUUUAAUCCUGAACAGAAGCAUUGAUUUAUGAAUGUAUUUGGGAACAAAGCAUACAUUUCAUUUUGGGGGGAAAUGGAAUGGUUCAAAUUACUUGUAAAUAAUUGAUGAAUGUUAUGUACUGUAGUGAUAAAACAAUUUUGUUCAAUACAUCAAUGUGUCAAGCAAGUUGGUUUCCUACAACAAUCUAUUCUAAACCUCAAAGUAUUCAAGUUGGUGAUUUGUUGCAUUGUGGCACAACCAGGCCUGAUGCUUUACGUAGGCAACAAAGGUGAUUACCUACAUGCCCCUGGUCAUUGCCUUGGUGCCCUUGAAAUGCUCCAGUAGAAAUUUAUA